AUGACCAGGUUAAAACGGAUACGGGGGCCUAAACUUUUAACAGACAAGGUUUCAAUAGUUCGUGAAAUGGGUCGAAAGUACAAAAAUGCAAAGAUUUUGGUCACGAUACGUUUGGAUCCCACACAGUUGAAAAACAUACUGAAAGUGACAUCCGUCAAUAAAGAAAUAGAGAAAUCAGAUGAGACAACUAUUGAAAAGAAUUCGAAUGCAGAAACAUUGCCACCUACAUCUUCUGAAUUACCAGAACCAACAGCACCAGAGAAUCUUGAUACUGGAGAAGAUAUUUCUGAUAGUGAUAUUAGUUCUAUGGAUAACGAGCUAACGGAGUUUCUAACUGAACAUUCAGUAUUGGUGACUCCAGGCCUACCUUCGGUACCAAAUCAUCCAGAAAUAGCACCCACAACUAAAAAAACCCUGGAAAAGAAACCCUCGCCAAAACCAUCUUCCCUGCUACUGAAAAAGCGGCAAGGCUCUUCCAGUUCAGAUAUUCCACGUGUGGAUGAGACAUAUAAGGUACUACCGAGAAAUGUUUCACCUAUUGUGAGAAACGAGUUGCAUUCCAUUGAAGAUGAAUUUGCUCCAGUAGAUCGGAUGGUAUUUUCCUUAAAGGAUCCUUUAGGAGGUGGACGGAUAAGUCUACCGGUAAAAUCAACCUCAUGCAUACAUUUUCAAUGCUUUGAUUAUGAAAAUUUUUGUCUAUUCAAUAAGAUUACUGCUGCAACUAAGGAGAUAACUAGAAGAAAUCUUGUACAACUGAAUCGUGCACAUCUUGCCCGAGUCCAACAGCAAGUUAAUCAACAACCAACCACCAAUAGCUCAUUACAGUUUUCACCGAGAAACUCGCAGUUACCAAAUAAAGGCAAUAACCCCAAUAUUUCCAAUAAGCUACCCGUUGCUUUACCCGGAAGUAAUGGGAUCCACAACUUCUUGGUACUACCAACAUUUCAUUCGAAUUUUGCCUUGAACAACCCUAUCAAUAAUAACAAUAUUUACAAUAGUAAUGCAGGAUAUAGUCAAUCUGGUGAUAUCACUAGCUUCCAUAACCAAUUGGGUGAACCUUAUAUAAGAAUUAUCAAUGAUCCAAAGCCCGGAGUUGGUAGUCGAUUUGUAACUCCCCAUCACAAAUACCCCAUGUACAAAUGCCCAAUUUGUGAUACCCAGUUCCCAUUAAGCGAAUUAAGCAUAAGUGAUGGAUUCAAUUUUUUCAUUCGUGCAACUCCAAAGGAAAUAGACAGAGUUGAAUUAUUGAUUGGAUUGGAUAAGUACCGCUUAAUUGAUGAUAAUCGAAGAACACCAGCCGCUGCCGGGGAGAAUGACCAACAGUCUGCCGAAGUGAUUGUGCUCACCUCCGAUGAGGAGGAUGAAGAUGAUCGGAAUACACCCCUGGUGCAAGCACCAGAAGUCAAGACAAAAAAACGUUUUGAUUUUUAUGAAAGAGCUCAAGAAAUAUUAAAUCAAACAACGGAUAACGAAAUUCAUUAUGGUGAUGGUGAAAGCUGGGAUGAUCCAAUUGUUCUCGAUUAG
Candida dubliniensis CD36 is the source of this 1524-nucleotide messenger RNA. It is a transcript of the gene FGR3, whose product is annotated as Fgr3p. The transcript has a single exon. The coding region runs from base 1 to 1524 and encodes 507 amino acids. NCBI's taxonomy places the organism in Eukaryota, Fungi, Ascomycota, Pichiomycetes, Serinales, Debaryomycetaceae. The record is from RefSeq and is a predicted model, not a curated record.